Molecule: messenger RNA, 426 nt
Organism: Serendipita indica DSM 11827
Lineage: Eukaryota; Fungi; Basidiomycota; Agaricomycetes; Sebacinales; Serendipitaceae
Source: the annotation of a GenBank genome assembly
AUGGUGUGGAACGCAGUUAUUUUCGGACCAGCAGAUACACCAUUCGAAGACGGGACGUUCAAGCUCGUGCUUACUUUCGAGGAAAGCUACCCCAACAAGCCUCCGCACGUCAAGUUUCUCUCACGAAUGUUCCACCCAAACGUCUACGGAACAGGAGAACUCUGUCUUGAUAUUCUCCAGAACCGCUGGAGCCCGACGUACGAUGUCAGCGCAAUCCUGACGAGCAUCCAGAGCCUUUUACACGACCCAAACCCAAACAGUCCCGCUAAUGCCGAGGCUGCCGCUUUGUAUCGCGACAACAUGAAGGAAUACGUUCGCCGCGUCAAACUCACAGUUGAAGAAAGCUGGCUCGAUCCUCAAGAGGAAGCGAGCGCCAAAGAGGAUACACAGGAGUCUGCUGCUCCUGCAGCCGUCGCGAGUGCUUAG